Molecule: messenger RNA, 3449 nt
Organism: Elaeis guineensis (African oil palm)
Lineage: Eukaryota; Viridiplantae; Streptophyta; Magnoliopsida; Arecales; Arecaceae
Product: pentatricopeptide repeat-containing protein At2g27610
Biological process (GO): RNA modification
Molecular function (GO): protein binding; zinc ion binding; RNA binding
Source: RefSeq, a predicted model, not a curated record
UAAACCGAUGCACUUAUCUCUUUAUGGAAGCGGGGUUGUAUGUUGCCACCAAUAGGAAAAAUCAUGGUUCUCAUUAAAAUAACGAGGGAAUGCGAAAAGGUAAGCCAUGGAAGCAUCUGUAAACUAUAAUUUUGACUUUGCUUUUCACAACUAAAACUGGCGAGCAAUAUUUGACACAUACAAGCAAAAAAAAAAAAAAAAAUCAGGCUUACAGAGAGGGAGAGAGAAAGAGAGAGUACGUGACCAGGGUACGGUGCUUGGUUGGUUUAGAGUUUUAUACUGUUUGGAAGUACCAAGUACCAACCAGUUCAACGAAUAGUGUUGCAAAGCUUCAAGCCUUCUCUUCUCUUGGCUUUUCCGCAGAGACCCUAGGGCGAUCCUAUUAAGAUGGUAGCUCAGAGAAAUGGUGGUUUCUAAUGGUAUUAUUCCCGGCAGCCAAUAAAACCGCUCCCAGCCAGUCCUCAAUAAAGCAAAAUACUCUCGCUGUCUGAGUCCUGUAUGCGAUCACAACCGUCCUACCAAAUUUCCGCGAGAUCAGUAAUCGUCCAUUUCCCUCCAUUUGCCAUUUAAAACUUCUGAAUUUUUUAUACUUUCGACUGUUAAGACUAGAGAUCAUGAACCCUAGACCUUUGACAAGGCUAAGAGAAGUGGUAGUCCAUAGAGAAGAAACAUUGAAGUCCACCUUAGGCCCCCUUCUCUUCUCCCCACCCCACCAAUUGUUCGACAAAAUUCCCCCUCAAGGCCUCGCCGAGUUUAACCACCUGUUGUUUCAUUACUCCCAGAACAAUCUCAACCAAAAAGCUGUCAACCUCUUCUUGGAAACCCAUCGUUCAGGCAGAGCCAUGGAUGACUGCACCUUCUCUUGCAUUGUGAAGGUGUGUGGAUGCCUUUCAGAUCGAAUUCUUGGUAAACAGCUGCAUACUCUUUGUACAAAAUAUGGAUAUGGAGCGGCAGUCGGCGUUGGUACUUCUCUUGUAGACAUGUAUAUGAAAUGUGGUAGUGUAGACGAUGGAAGGGAAGUCUUUGAUCGGAUGCCGGAUAGAAAUGUCAUCACUUGGACCUCAUUGCUUACUGGGUACACUCAGAAUGGGCGCCAAGAUGGGGUUCUGGAAGUCUUCUUCCAGAUGCAGCUGGAGGGAAUUAGGCCAAAUCCUUUUACUUUUGCCAGUGUUCUUGCAUCUGCGGCAGCUUGGGGAGCAGUCGAGCGAGGAAAGAGAGCGCAUAGCCAGUUGAUCAAGUUUGGGUACCAGUCAACCAUCUUUGUGUGCAAUUCCCUGAUGAACAUGUAUUCAAAGUGCGGAUUAGUCCAAGAAGCUAGAAGAGUAUUCAGUGGCAUGGUGAACAGAGAUGCAGUGUCUUGGAACUCAAUGAUUGCUGGUCUCGUGCAGAAUAAAUAUGAUUUUGAGGCUCUUGAACUUUUCUAUCAGAUGAGAGUAGCUGGUGUGAAGCCGACACAGUUGAGCUUCGCUACCGUGAUCAAGCUAUGUGCUAAUCUUAAGCAACUUGUCUUUGCACGACAGCUCCAUUGUUGCAUUGUAAAAGAGGGGUUUGGAUCAGAUGACAAUAUCAUGACAGUGCUCAUGGUUGCUUAUAGCAAAUGCAGUGAACUGGAUGAUGCCUUCGAAUUAUUUUCUUCGAUGUUGGGUGCUCGGACAGUGGUAUCAUGGACUGCUAUAAUUGGUGGCUACAUACAAAAUGGAGACAUUGCUCGAGCUGUGUUUCUCUUCAAUGAAAUGAGGAAAGAGAAUGUGGAGCCUAAUGAUUUCACUUACUCCAUUCUAUUGACAGCUUCGCCGGUCAUAUCUCCCUUUCAAGUCCAUGCGCACGUUAUCAAAACCAACUACCAACAUGUCCCUUCUGUUGGCACUGCACUGCUUGCUGCCUAUACUAAGCUCAGCAACACCCAUGAAGCCCUCUCUGUUUUUAGAGAGGUCGAGGGGAAGGACAUCGUCACUUGGUCUGCAAUGCUGGCUUGCUAUGCUCAAGCUGGGGAUUCUGAAGGGGCAGUGAAGCUGUUCAGAGAGAUGGCAAGGGAGGGAGUGAAGCCUAAUGAGUUCACACUCUCUAGUGCCAUUGAUGCAUGUGCUAGUCCAACAGCUGCAACAGACCAGGGGAAGCAAUUCCACGCCAUAUCAAUCAAGUCUCGACAUCAAGAUGCAAUCUGUGUGAGCAGUGCUCUUGUCACCAUGUAUGCAAAGAGAGGGAGCAUAGAGAGUGCUCAGGAAGUCUUUGAGAGGCAAUCUGAGAGGGACUUGGUGUCAUGGAAUUCAAUGCUGUCUGGUUAUGCUCAGCAUGGAUACGGAAAGAAGGCGCUUAAUUUAUUUGGAGAAAUGGAAGCUCGAGGUUUGGAAAUGGAUGGUAUCACAUUCAUUGGUGUGAUCACUACAUGUACUCAUACAGGUCUCGUUGAAGAAGGCCGGAGGUAUUUCAAUUCAAUGGUCAAGGAUCACCAAAUCAGUCUGACUAUGGAGCACUAUGCUUGCAUGGUUGAUCUUUAUAGCCGUGCUGGUAGACUUGAAGAGGCUUUGAGUCUCAUGGAAGGGAUGCCAUUUCCGGCAAAUGCAACUUUAUGGCGUACACUCCUGGGAGCAUGCAGGGUUCACCGGAAUGUAACACUAGGAGAGCUUGCUGCAAAGAAGUUGAUAUCACUUGAACCAAUGCAUUCAGCUGCUUAUGUGCUUUUGUCAAAUAUCUAUGCAGCUGCUGGCAAAUGGGAGGAAAGAGACGACAUAAGAAAGCUGAUGGAUGAAAGAAAAGUGAAGAAAGAAGCUGGGUGCAGUUGGAUUCAGGUUAAGAACAAGGUACAUUCAUUCAUAGCUUCUGAUAGAAAGCAUCCGUUAUCAGAGCAGAUAUAUGCAAAGCUUGAAGAGAUGAUGAUUCGAUUGAAGAAGGAAGGAUAUCACCCAAAUUUAGACUUUGUGCUCCAUGACAUGGAAGAGGAACACAAGGAAGCCAUGCUAGCUCAGCACAGUGAGAAGCUGGCAAUUGCUUUUGGAUUAUUAACCACACCUCAGGGGACUCCCCUUCAGAUUGUUAAGAACCUUCGUGUGUGCGGAGAUUGCCAUACGGUGAUAAAGAUGAUAUCAGCAAUUGAGGGGAGGGAAAUUGUCGUGAGGGAUUCGAAUCGCUUCCACCAUGUCAGGAAUGGGUCUUGCACCUGUGGGGAUUAUUGGUGAAUGAAUUGUCAAAGGUAGGAUCUGUUUCUUCAAUUAGAAUAACUGAAAGUCCAUGAAAGCAGCUAAUUUUGACAGGCAUUGUAAAAUGACAAUGUUUAUAGACGUUUGAACAUUGAGGAUCUGAGCUCAUAUUUUUGGAACACGAGUUCAGCAUGUACCGUGAACAUAUGAAGGAAAAGUAGGUGGACACAAGCACCAAUCCAUGUAGCAACUAGAAGCAUGAAAAGAGAUAAUAUUAAUUUUUGGAUAUUGAAAUCAAAGAGUUUAACUUAU